CGUGUAACGAGAGUGAAUAUAAACUCAAAAGCCUUGUUUGUUUAUCCACCGAACAAAGUUGUUUUUUUGUUUAGUUUUAUAUUUUUAAAUGUUGUAAAAACAUGGAUAUACAUAGAUAUAAACGCUACCAAGAAUUUGGCGAUGAAGCCAUUUCAAAAAGGAGUGCUUACAGACACAGAAAUAUAAUAUUGCCGUCUCGCAAUCACGUAGAGAAAACACGGCAAUUUUCAUCUAUUGGAUCUGAAUCAAUAAAUGAUAUAAUCGAUCAAAAUCAAUCAAAUACAGAAGUAGAAGACUGCGAUCAGAUUACUACUUUCACUGAAUAUGAGAAUGAUUUGCAAGAAUAUCUUCAUCGGAUACUACUCGAAGAUAAGAUUACAGAUUCUUCUCCAGCAACUAAGAAUCCCAAAAGCUUAAAUGAUAUGAUAAAGGAUAUUAACUUUUUUAAACCUUUAUCAAUUUCUGCCUGUGUAAGGCAAGGUGAAUUAUUAUUAAUGGUUUUGAAACAUUGCUUAUCAAACAAUACAUCUGUUAGUGCAAUGUCAAAUUUAUGUAGAAUGAUAAAUACAAUUUUUCAAACGGAGGUUAUGCCAAAUUCACGGUAUUUUCUUGAUCAAUUAUUUGAUUCUAUGGAUAAAGUCGAAUUUCACGCAGUAUGUCCAAAUUGUACUGCAUACAUAGGACAAUUUAAUGAAAUCCGUGAUGUAAAAAGCUGCCAUACGUGCACAUCAGAGUUAAAUCUCGAAAAUCCCAGUAAUACAAGUUUUUUUGUUUUAAUGGAUCCUUCAUCUUAGAUAAGAGAUUUGAUCAGUAUUUAUCAGGAUCAUUACGAUUUUGUGAUUAAAGAAAGAGUGCCUGAAACUAAUUUUUUAAAUGACAUUUAUGAUGGUAAAGAGUACAGAAAAUUUGUUCGUUCUUUACCAGAACAACAGAAAACAAAUUAUAUUAGUUCCGUUUUUAAUACAGAUGGUGCCAACAAAUUUAAGUGUUCGCAAUUUUCAAUAUGGCCAUUGUUCCUUAUGAUCAAUGAGUUGCCGAGACAACAGAGAAUGUCAAAAUUAGUCAAUUAUGGUUUGUGGUUCAAUAAAAAUAAACCAGAUAUGAGUGUUUUUUGGGCACGUUGGUUGAAAUGUUAAAUAAAAUCACAAAAAAUGGUAUUACAUGUGUCAUAAAAGGAGAAGAGCGUGUUUUAAACCUGCAUAUUAUUAAUUGCUGCGUAGAUUAAGUAGCUCGUGCACCUACUCAAGAGAUUAAGCAAUUCAAUGGAAAAUGUGGUUGCAGUUGGUGUUAUCAUCUAUCUUAUUAGAAAAGAGUAUUGUUCCAAGAGACCAUCAAACUACCAUUAAUGAUAUGAUGCUUGCUACUCCCGACAAUCCAGUAAAUGGAAUCAAGAAUCCGUCUGCUCUAAUAAAUUUGCCAUAUUUUAAUAUUAUUUCCGGAUUUGUCCCUGACUACAUGCAUUGCUGCUUGGAAGGUGUUGCAAAACAGAUUACGGAAUAUCAUAUUGCAUCAAUGAACAAUGAUGACAUAACAGAAAUCGAUUAUAAAAUCAAACAGAUUACUGCAGCACAUCAGAUUUCGAAAUUGAGUCGACAAAUUAAUUUGAGAGAUAAAUGGAAAGCUCAUGAGUGGGAGAAUUAUAUAUUAUACUAUAGCGCUGUAGUUUUACGAGAACAUUUAA
This is a messenger RNA of Nasonia vitripennis (jewel wasp), 1681 nucleotides long. RefSeq lists its product as uncharacterized. Bases 102 to 794 code for a protein of 230 amino acids. The transcript has 3 exons. The record is from RefSeq and is a predicted model, not a curated record. NCBI's taxonomy places the organism in Eukaryota, Metazoa, Arthropoda, Insecta, Hymenoptera, Pteromalidae.